Hermetia illucens (black soldier fly) is the source of this 754-nucleotide messenger RNA. RefSeq lists its product as uncharacterized. NCBI's taxonomy places the organism in Eukaryota, Metazoa, Arthropoda, Insecta, Diptera, Stratiomyidae. The transcript is spliced from 3 exons. The record is from RefSeq and is a predicted model, not a curated record. Bases 40 to 693 code for a protein of 217 amino acids.
GAACUCCUUUGAGAAACAAUUACAAAGCAACAAAGGAACAUGUGGAGUAUACGCAGCCCACUGUGUGCAAUUCUGUUGGUUUCAGUAUCCUGGAUUCCAUACAUUUACGGCCAUGGCAUGAUGUUGGUACCUUCAGGAAGAGCGUCGCGAUGGCGGUUCAACGAUUCCGCCCCUGUCAACUAUAACGAUAUGGAAGCAUUUUGCGGCGGCCUCACUAACACAUGGAAGAAACAUGGUGGCAAGUGUGGGAUCUGUGGAGAUGACUACGGCAUGCCAACACCUCGACCGCACGAGUUGGGAGGAGAAUUCGGCGAAGGACAUGUUGUUGCAACAUACCCACCAGGAGGGCAAAUUCCAAUCAGCGUAAAGCUCAUUGCCAACCAUCGGGGGUACUUUGUUUUUGAUGUUUGCAAUUUGGAUCGUGAACCUGAAACGGAAGAAUGCUUUAAAAGGCUUAAACUUUCUGAUGGAAAUGACCAAUAUGACUUGAGAUACUUCAGGCCGUCUACAUUUAAUAUGACCGUCCAAGUUCCCCACAAUUUGAACUGCGAGCAUUGCGUUCUACGUUGGCAUUACAAAUCAGCUAACAUGUGGGGAACAUGCGAAAAUGGGACCAGCACCCUUGGCUGUGGACCACAGGAAAUUUAUCGUUCGUGUGCUGAUAUAUCCGUUAAAAGGCAAACACACUGGUAGCCAGAAACCUUAUGUGCAUCAAUUGGUUCGCAUUUGAAAAGUAAAAAUGUCUAUUGAAAAU